AUGGACGAUCACGAGCACGGCUGGAGCCUGUGCUUCUCGGGCUGCGGCUUCCUGUGCUCCUAUCACAUCGGGGUGACCCACUGCCUGCAAGAGCGCGCCCCGCAGCUCCUCUGCAACGCUCGCAUGAUCUUCGGGUCCUCGGCCGGGGCGCUGCACUGCGUCACCUUCCUCGCCGGCAUCCCGCUCGAACAGGUUUUGCAGAGCAUGGUAAACAUUGUCCGUUGUGCCAGAAACCGGAACAUUGGCAUCUUCCACCCGUCCUGCAACAUAAUCAGGCUCAUCCAAGAAUUCCUCCAAAGAUGGCUCCCAGCCAAUAUCCACAAGCUCAUCUCCGGCAAAGUGUGCAUCUCGCUCACCAGAGUGUCCGAUUGGCAGAACGUCCUGGUGUCCGAUUUUCAGUCCAAAGACGAAGUCGUGGACGCCUUAUUGUGUUCCUCCUUCAUCCCUUACUUCUUUGGCAUAAUCCCACCGACCUUCAGAGGUGUGCGAUAUGUAGAUGGAGGAAUGAGUAACAGUCUACCCUUCUUUGAUUCCAAAACAACCAUCACUGUGUCGCCUUUCUUUGGGGAAUACGACAUCUGCCCCAGGAAUAAGAACGUGAACUUCAUUUUUUUGGAUUAUAACCAGCUGAGUGUGCGCCUCUGCUCACAAAACAUUUUCCUGAUCAGCCACGCACUCUUAUCUCUGGACAUGAAGGUGCUUGGAGAGAUCUGCCUUCGAGGGUAUUUGGAUGCGGUCAGGUUCUUGGAAGAAAAGGGGAUCUGUGACAGGCUCCAUCCAUGCCCGGACCGUUCCUCAAGAGAGCCGGAUGUCUCGCAUUUCACCUGGGAAAACCACGAGCUGGAGGCUUCCGAAGGGGAGGCUGCCCGGCAGACGAGGCCUGUGGGAGAUGAGCUGCUGGACCACCUGCGUCUCAACCUCCUGCCCUGGGACGAGAGCAUCCUGGAGAUUCUGUCGCCCAGCCUCAUUACAGCACUGAGAACGGCAGGUAAAAGCCAAAGUGGCUAUAUGACCAAGAUUUGCGACUUCAUGCCGGUGAAGGUCAUGUCUUACUUGAUGCUGCCUUUCACGCUGCCCGUGGAGUCCGCGGUCUUUGGGGUCCGGCGACUGGUGAUGUGGCUCCCUGACAUUCCUGAUGACAUCCGGUGGCUGCAGUCCUUAGGCUCCCAGCUGUGUUCUCGAGUGGUGACGCGUCUGCUCCCCACUUCUAGGUAUAUGGUUUGCGUGGGUCCGAUGGGCAUUCCCUUCCUCUGA
Molossus molossus (Pallas's mastiff bat) is the source of this 1254-nucleotide messenger RNA. RefSeq names its product 1-acylglycerol-3-phosphate O-acyltransferase PNPLA3-like. Gene Ontology annotation, biological process: triglyceride catabolic process; lipid homeostasis. The record is from RefSeq and is a predicted model, not a curated record. The transcript is spliced from 8 exons. The coding region runs from base 1 to 1254 and encodes 417 amino acids. NCBI's taxonomy places the organism in Eukaryota, Metazoa, Chordata, Mammalia, Chiroptera, Molossidae. Gene Ontology annotation, cellular component: lipid droplet; cytoplasm; membrane. Gene Ontology annotation, molecular function: triacylglycerol lipase activity.